AUGAACAAAUUCAUUGAAUUAAUCUCUUCUAUAUUUUGGAAUUUUCCUCGAGCUUGUUUAACUGGAUUUAUGUUUAAUUUUGCAUCUUAUUUUUAUUGGCUAGUUGUUCCAUUGAAAUGUGUUGAUAUGGGUGGGUCUACAUUAGACCUUUCUUUAUUACAGACAACUGCUUUUGUUAUUUAUUCUAUUAUCUCUCCUAUUUGUGGUAAGUUAGGUGAUAAAUUUAAUCCAUAUAUUCUUAUUAGGAUAGCAAUGUGUUUCUUUGUAGUUGCUGUGGCAAUUAUUCUUAUUUGGCCUAAUACAUUUUUUGUUCUUUAUAUCUCAGUUGCUAUUUGGCCUUUUUGUACUGCCUUCUUUUGGCCAGUAACUACAGGAACAGUAGGAUUUGAAGCGCCUCUCGGAUGUGAGAAUAGAAAUACUUCCUUAUAUCAAGUUUCAUGGUCAAUUGGUAAAGCUCUUGGAUUUUUAUUCGGAGGAAUGUUAAAAGGAGCUUUAGGAACUAAUGCGUUGUAUAUCUGUAUUGGUAUUGUAGCUAUAAAUAUGUUAUUAUAUCCAUUUACUCAUCCAAAACGAAUUAGAGAGAAAAUAAAACAGAUGAAAAAAGAGAAAACAAAGCCUAAAGAAGUAAGUGAUAUUACAGUAGAAUUUACAGUUCAUCAACAAGGUUCACAUGAAGUAAAUAUUCCUGUAGAAAUGGUAAAUUCAACACCUUCAGAGUUACAAGAUACUAAAUCAUCAUCUGAAAUACAAAUUCAUGAAGAAACAAACAAUAUAAAUGAUAUCAAAGUUAAAUGGAAUGUAAAUGAUUAUAAAAAUAAAACUUAUAUUUAUCUUGGCUAUGUUAUGCAACUUGGUGUGUAUGGUACUUCUGCAAUUCUUUCUAAUUCAUAUGUAACUUUAGCUAAAGAUAAAGGUAUUACUAUUCCGUUUGGACAAAACACUGUUGAAAUGUAUAUCGGUAUUAUUUUUUUCUGUUAUUUUAUUGCUCAAACUCUUGUAAUGGCAAUAAUGUCUUUCUCUACAUUCUGGAUUUACAUGAGAAGUUUACUUUUAUUAUUCCAAUUCUUCUAUUUAAUGUUUUUGAUUACACUUGGUCUUUCUGCUCAACCAUAUGUUAAUUGGUUCUUAGCUUUUAUGGGUGGUUUAGCUGGUGGAUUUGCAUAUCAAACAUCAACAUAUUAUUCAAUGAGGGCAAGUGAAUCAAGUAAAUCAAUGUUUAUGGGUAUUAGUGAAUGUGUUGGAGGUUUAGGAAAUGCCUUACUACCUUUAAUAAGUGGAUUAUUAUGUACUUAUAUGAACAAUAAUUAUAUUCAAAUUUACAUUGCUAUUAUUGUGAUGUUAUUAUGUCUAAUUAUUGAAGAAAUAGUAUAUUAUAUUGGUUAUGCAAUUAAUAAAAGAAGACAAGCAAAACGAGUUGAUCCUACUAAAGACUAUCACCAAGAAGACAACAAAAAAAAUACAGGUUGUUCAAUUGAAAUUACUCCAAAUUAA
This is a messenger RNA of Entamoeba nuttalli P19, 1491 nucleotides long. RefSeq names its product transporter, major facilitator family protein. Lineage: Eukaryota; Evosea; Mastigamoebida; Endamoebidae. Gene Ontology annotation, molecular function: transmembrane transporter activity. Bases 1 to 1491 code for a protein of 496 amino acids. Gene Ontology annotation, biological process: transmembrane transport. The record is from RefSeq and is a predicted model, not a curated record. The transcript has a single exon.